AUGUUUUACCUUCAUAUGUUCUAUUUCACUAUAAUAUUUGCAUCAAAACUGAUAACUGAAGCUACUAUCGAGAAAUCCGAAGAAAAGUUGUCCAAUGAGACUCUUAAAAAAUCAGGAUGUGAGGAUGUGAAUGUAGUGAAUUGUUCGGAUCCUCGGGUUUUGAUCACGAUCCAGAGGUUUAAUUUGAAGACAUUUAAGUCCAUCGCGUUUUUGGACUAUCGGACGCCUGUUAAGGGGUCGAACCCGAAUGAGCGUGACGUGGCGUGGAGGUUUAGAAACAAGAAAGAUAGAUCUUGGAGAAAGUACCGGGAUUUUCGGAGGUUUAAGAUCGGGUUUACCGAUGAUUGUAGUUACAAAGUGGUUCACGCCGGUCGUUGGCAUUCGGGAGUAAAUGCACGUCGUCCAAGAAGUCGAUUUAAUUCCAGUAGAACUAGUCCAAGAGCCAAAUUUGCUCCACCGGUUCGAGAUGAGGAGAUUAACGAUACCAUUCCGAUCUUGGGAUCGGAUUCAGCUUUCAAGAACGGGAAAUACUUGUAUUAUUCGCGGGGUGGUGAUUACUGUAAAGGAAUGAACCAGUACAUGUGGAGUUUUCUGUGUGCUUUGGGUGAAGCUCAGUACUUGAAUCGAACAUUCGUGAUGGAUUUGAGUAUCUGCUUAGCAUCUUCUCAUACUCGUAGUCAUAAGGAUGAGGAGGGAAAAGAUUUUAGAUUCUAUUUUGAUUUCGAACAUUUGAAGGAAACUGCAUCGAUUGUCGAUGAAGGAGAUUUCCUUAAAGAUUGGAGGAAAUGGAAUAGGGCGCAUAAGAAGAAAAUCUCGGUAAGAAAGGUUAAGGACUACAAAGUGUCCCCCGACCAACUGUUGAAGGAUAAGAGCACAAUUAUAUGGAGGCAAUUUGAUGCCCCUGAACCGGAGAACUAUUGGUAUCGGGUCUGUGAAGGACCUUCUGCCAAAUACAUCCAGAGACCAUGGCAGGCUUUGUGGAAAUCAAAGCGACUGAUGAACAUAGUAACUGAGAUUAGUGGAAGCAUGGACUGGGAUUUUGAUGCUGUUCAUGUUGUUCGUGGAGAGAAAGCACAGAACAAGGCGUUGUGGCCCUACCUGGAUGCUGAUACGUCUCCCGAUUCCCUUGUCACGAAGCUUCAAGGAAUUAUUAUGCCUUGGAGGAAUCUGUAUGUUGCCACAAACGAGCCAUUUUAUAACUAUUUCGAUAAGCUUAGAUCUCACUACAAAGUGCAUUUGCUUGAUGAUUAUAGCUACUUGUGGAGUAAUACAAGUGAGUGGUAUAACGAAACAACACAACUGAACGGUGGCCAUCCAGUUGAGUUUGAUGGGUAUAUGAGAGUUGAAGUUGACACAGAGGUCUUUUAUCGAGCAAAAUCAAGGGUCGAGACAUUUUACAACCUGACAAAAGACUGCAAAGAUGGAAUCAACACUUGCUAGAUAGGAAGGAGAUAUCCUUUAGUGCUCUGUAUACGCCA
This is a messenger RNA of Lycium ferocissimum, 1478 nucleotides long. RefSeq lists its product as uncharacterized. The coding region runs from base 1 to 1440 and encodes 479 amino acids. Lineage: Eukaryota; Viridiplantae; Streptophyta; Magnoliopsida; Solanales; Solanaceae. Gene Ontology annotation, cellular component: Golgi apparatus. The transcript has a single exon. The record is from RefSeq and is a predicted model, not a curated record.